CUGGGAAAGGCACCAUGGACUGCACUCUUCUGCUUAUCUUCUUGGCACAGCCAGUCCUUAACCUGAGAAAACUCAAUAAAUAUUCUAGACUGUCCUGAAAGCCUGUAGUUAAACAUUAGAGUGUGAAGGGACCUUCAUGGUGGUCCACAGUUAUCCCCUGCUUGUAGCAGAGAUGGCUGAGGUGCAGAGAGGGGUAAAGAACCCACCUCUGGUCUUUAAGGGAGGUGAUGGCCAGGCUUGAGGGUCAAGUGUACUAGUGGUUAAUCUAUGGCCCAUCAUAGCCUACCAUGGGGCCACGUAGUCUCCCUCAAACCGUGAAGUGGAACCAGCUCAGCAUUCAUCCCUUGUAUAUGCAUUUAAGGAAAAAGAUGGUGUUUUGCCUAAUUGGCAAAUGAAAGCUUGUGGUUUGACGGUAUUCAACAUGGCACUCGGUUUCUUUCUCUCUUGCAGACGAUUCAGUGUGGCUCUGAACCCGGGAGGUGCACUAGAAACAGGGCUUUACAUCAAAAGCACAGUUGGACCUAUAGGGGAUCCGAAUCCCGGCAGUAGGUCAUCAGAGACCAGGCACAGGGUGAACCAUUGCUUUGUUAGCUGAUGCGGGUGAAGCCUCUAUCUGCUCAAGGCAGAGCUCCCAGGGUUCCGGGUGGGCUGGACUCCUGGCAAGUUAGAGGCAAAGGAAGGGUGGGAAUCGCCAUGCAAGGUAAAAAGGGAAGCCUGCCACUCCUUGGAGGGAGAUCAAGUGCCAUGGGAGGGAUGUCACUUACAGUUGGGAACAGGAUGCAAAUGUUUUAGAGAAGAAGGAGUGUGGGAGAUUGUAGCGUUUGAAGAAUGGGUGGGCUUCUGCCCAAGAAAUGUGGAUGGACAGGGUGAGCUGGAGGAGAGAUGGUACCAGCAGAGACUAGGAGGUAGGAAAGGAGAGUCAUGGGGGCCAGCUGGCUGGAGUCCAGGAUGAGGUGUGGGGAAGGCAGGACUGAUCCUAAUAAACAUGUCAAAUAUAUUGGAUACACACAUACGUAUGAAGGGACCCGGAGUGGUUACACGUGCUCUGUAGGUUGGGACCAGGAGGUUGAGCAUCACCUCGGCUGCACAUCAACCAGCACUGAGAAAUGUCUGGCCUGCCUUAGCUGGAAGAAGAGACGAAUUGUGAGUGAGAGGUGGUCGGGGUGGGUCACGUAAAGCAGGUGGCAUUGGAUUGGGCUGGGGAGCGGGGGGGUCAUGGGCAGUCUUGCCUUCUCCCAGGACCAUCUCCAGAAUGGAUGGUCCGACACACCCUGACCCCAGGAGACUUGAGGGAUCUCCGAGUGGAGCCUAUCAAAAGCAGUGUUGUGCUGGAGGACUGUUCAAUUUUGAUGAACAUAAGCUGGAUACUCCGGGCAAAUGCCAGCAUAUGCUUGUUGAAAGCCACCAAGAUCUGCGUGACGGGCAAAAGCCACUUCCAGUCCUUCAACUGCAUCAGGUGCAAUUACACUGAGGCCUUCCAGACUCAGACCAGACCCUCUGGUGGCAAGUGGACGUUUUCCUACAUUGGCUUUCCUGUAGAGCUGAACACAGUCUAUUUCAUUGGGGCCCAUAACAUCCCCAAUGCAAAUAUGAAUGAAGACGGCCCCUCCCUGGCUGUGAACUUCACCUCACCAGGCUGCCUGGACCACAUAAUGAAAUACAAAAAAAAGUGCGUCGAGGCAGGUUAUCUGUGGAAUCCAAACAUCACUGCUUGUAAGAAGAAUGAGACCAUGGUAGAAGUGAACUUUACAACCAGUCCCCUUGGAAACAGAUAUAUGGCUCUCAUCCAAACUACCACUGUAAUUGGGAUUUCUUAUGUGUUGGAGGUGCACCAGAAGGAACUAACUCGAACUUCCGUGGUGGUUCAAGGGACUGGGGAAAGUGAAGGUGCUGUAGUCCAAGUAAAGUUGAACGAGAUGCUCUGGGGAGGGGAGGAGAGGGGAAGGGCAUUGAAAAGACCCACUGCACCGCAACUCGUUGCCUUUGAGGAGUCUUUCUAUGUAUGCUGUGGGGCCAUGGAGGGUCCCGGUGGGACACAGCUACACCCGAGACAUAAGGGCCUUUUGGUUCUUCAUUCCGGGGACAUACAAGCAGAGCUCAGACAUGCCCAGUGGAGCAGACUCCCAUCAGCACCUUUGUUUUCUCCAGGCAGAAGUGUGCUGGGUGGAUGGCUGACUCUCCUCCUCUCGGCUCUGCUGGUGGCCACGUGGGUGCUGGCGGUUGGGAUCUAUCUGACCUGGAGGCAUGAAAAGAUCAAGAAGACUUCCUUCACUACCACACUACUGCCCCCCAUUAAGGUUCUUGUGGUUUACCCAUCUGAAAUAUGUUUCCAUCACACAGUUUGCUACUUCACUGAAUUUCUUCAAAACCACUGCAGAAGUGAAGUCAUCCUUGAAAAAUGGCAGAAAAAGAAAAUAGCCGAGAUGGGUCCCGUGCAGUGGCUUACCACUCAGAAGAAAGCCACAGAUAAGAUCAUUUUCCUUCUUUCCAAUGAUAACACCAUGUGUGAUGGUACCUGUGGCAAGAGGGGGGGAAGCCCCUGUGAGAACUCCCAAGACCUGUUCCCCCUCGCCUUUAACCUCUUCUGCAGCGAUCUGAGAAGCCAGACUCAUCUGCAGCAAUACGUGGUGGUCUAUUUCAGAGAGGAUGAUACCCAAGACAACGACACUGGGCUCAGUGUCUGCCCCACAUACCGCCUCAUGAAGGAUGCUACGGCUUUCUGCACAGAGCUCCUCCACGCAAAACAACGUGUGUCGAUGAGGAGAAGGGUGCGCGCCUGCCACUACAGCUGCUCCUCCCUGUAGCCCAGCCACGAAGCAGGAAACCUUAAAGCCUUCCUACUGCUCCAAUUACAGGAGGAAAGCAUCUGUGAUGAUUCUGAAGUUUACCGUAUGGGCUACUUGUAGGCUUACAGUUGAACCUUGAACAACCCAAGGGGUAGGGGUGCUGACCCCUGUGCAGUCGAAAAUUCAUGUAUAACUUUACAGUCCACCACCUGUAUCUGUGGCUCUGCAUCCGUGGAUUCAACCAACUGCAGAC
Physeter macrocephalus (sperm whale) is the source of this 3039-nucleotide messenger RNA. It is a transcript of the gene IL17RB, whose product is annotated as interleukin 17 receptor B. Bases 1257 to 2804 code for a protein of 515 amino acids. The record is from RefSeq and is a predicted model, not a curated record. Gene Ontology annotation, molecular function: interleukin-17 receptor activity. The transcript is spliced from 9 exons. NCBI's taxonomy places the organism in Eukaryota, Metazoa, Chordata, Mammalia, Artiodactyla, Physeteridae.